CCGUACUAUAUAUUAUGAAUGGUUAUUUAUUAGUUUACAUAUCAGUCAAAUUUGUCAAUAUUGAAGUUUACUGAACUGACUGUAUUUAUGAUUAUAAUAUUAAUUAAUAAUUAUUUUUAAAAUAAUUUUUUCAUUUGUAUUUAAAAAAAAAAAUAUAUAUAUAUAUCUAAUAUUAUAAUACAUUUUUUAUUUAAAGUUAUUCGUUAAAAUCUAACAGGAAAAAAAUAAAUUAAAACACUUCCUGACUUGACCGUGUUUUAAUAAAGUGUGACGAUAGUUUUCGUUUCAAAUCGGAAAUAUACCACACAGGACGAAAAUUCGAUCCGCAUUUUUUCACGUUUCUGUCAAAUUGAAAGAUUUUUUUAACGAAUAAAAAUAAGUGUUUUUUUUUAAUGAAAAAUAAAUAUUCAAAUAGAUAUUAAUUUAUUAUAAUAAUUUUUCUCUUGUUAAUUUUCGUCUACUAUCGCGAUUCAAAUUUUCGCUGCGAAUUGAAAAUUAUUAUUAUUAUUAUUAUUACUUAAUUAAUUAAUAUAACUAAUUAAUUGUUUUUAUUAUUAUUUUUAAUAAUAGGUAUAGUAUAAUUUUUAUACAUUUACUAAUUUGACAUAUAAAAAAUAAUUACAUAAGAAAAUGUAAUCAAUUAUAUAAGUUACGUAUGCAAAAAUAUUUUGUUUAUAAUUAUUGUUCAAAAAAUUUAAAUUUAAUUUACAAUACAUAACAAAAAUUUCUUUUACUAGUUUUAAAAUCAUAUGUGUAUUUCUUUGAAGAAAAAAAAAAAAUCUGAUUGGUAGUUUGAGAUUAGGAGAACUUCCGUACCCUACUCCUCCACUUUUCACAGUUCUUUGUAUCAUCAACCCCUGAACCUCUGUUUCUUUUCUGCAAUCUACAGUCAGAUCAGAUCUUUAACAGCAAUCUCACAUGUGCGUGUUUGACAUUUAGACGUUAGUAUCAAGACAAUUUUCACGAGUUGCGUAUAUAUUACUUUUAUAUAUAUAUAUAUAGAAGACCAAAAAGAAACAACUUUUAAUUAAUCGCGUUUAUCAAAAAUAAUUAUUUAAUAUAAAUAAAUCUUCUCUAAUUUAAUAAAUAAAAUUAAAAAAAUAUUACAUUUUUUUUUUAAUUACAAAAUAUAAUUAAAUUUAGUACUUCAAUUCAAAUUAAAAACCGAUUAAUUAGAAUUCAUCUCUGGGAUUAGAUAAAAAGAAAAAUAAUUAGAUUUCAAGAUUUUAUCAUCUCAUCGGUUGUAAUGGAUUUAUAUCAAGGAUCAAAUAUUUCAACUUCGAGGAUGGAUAAUUAUUUUGGAUUUCCACCUACACCGCCACCUUGUCACAUGAAUAAUGAAAAUGUUCGAUUUCAUUCAAACAAUGAAUUUUCAUGUAAUUACAAAUCAACUUGUGAUACAAAUCUAAAUUCCAGUUCUAGUAUCGAAACAUUCCAGCAUGAAGUGGUUCGCGAAAUUUACACAGCCAGAUGGACAGAAAAUAAUCAGUUUGCAAAUAAUUUCAAUGAGAAUCAUCAUCAUCAUCAUCAUCAUCAUCUACACAGAUGGGUUCAACAUUUACAACCAGAAUUGGAAAAUGUACCACAUUUGGAAAGUUUUAAAGGAAAUCGAGAAAUAUUAAACACAAUUUAUCCAUCAGAAAUACAAAAUCAAUUUCAAGAAAAAAUUCAUUCUCCACCAAUGAUAUUUCGCACCUGGGAAACCUCAUAUUCACAAGAAAAUCCACAGCUUGAGACUGACAGUGAAUUAAAAUACCGAUCACUUGAAGAAACAAUUGCUGAAUACUCAAAAUUCCAGUAUAGAGAAGACAAAUAUCAAACUGAAGUUUUAAAACCGGAUUAUGUUUCAGAAAAACCAAGACAUUCUGGCAAUGAAAAACUACGAAAAGAAAGAACAGCUUUCACAAAGCAACAAGUCCGACACUUGGAAUCUGAAUUUGCUCACAGCAAUUAUUUGACACGUCUUCGACGCUAUGAAAUUGCCGUGGCUUUAGAUCUUUCUGAAAGACAGGUCAGUUUUGUAAUUUUUUCAUGCCUAAAAUUUGUAUAUCCCACACUUUUUAGAUUAUAAAGCUAAAUUUCAUUUUUUUUUUUUUUUUAAUAAUUACAGGUAAAAGUUUGGUUCCAAAAUCGUCGUAUGAAGUGGAAAAGAACCAAGAUUUCAUCAGAAAUGUCAACAUCAUUAUAAAAAAUUUUUUUUCAUUUAUAAAUAAGAUUGUGAAUAUUAUAUAUGUAAUUUAUAGUUUAAGUAAAAAAAAUUUAAGAUGUAAAAAUA
Molecule: messenger RNA, 2275 nt
Organism: Leptopilina boulardi
Lineage: Eukaryota; Metazoa; Arthropoda; Insecta; Hymenoptera; Figitidae
Gene: btn
Product: homeobox protein MOX-2-like
Exons: 3
Coding region: 1247-2071 (274 amino acids)
Biological process (GO): positive regulation of transcription by RNA polymerase II
Cellular component (GO): nucleus
Molecular function (GO): DNA-binding transcription factor activity, RNA polymerase II-specific; RNA polymerase II cis-regulatory region sequence-specific DNA binding
Source: RefSeq, a predicted model, not a curated record